UUGAAAUUACAGGGGAGUCCCUGUAAUUGUCAAAAACCUCUGGGGAGGUGAGUGUAAUUUACCCUAUUAUUUUUCAUUUUGUGGUUUCAGGGAGUGCAAAGCAGAUACUAAAGCUGAAAUCUUUGACCCUAAUUUGAUCAAUUUGCCAGUGCCCAAUGAAUUUGUUGAUCUGAUGACCCAAUUUAUCAAGGGCAUUAGACUACAAGGGAAGUAUGAAGGGGCGACAAAGAUCCAACAUGUUAGUCAUGGCCACCCUUUAAACUUUUUCGACAAACAACUUGACAGUGAGUCGUGCUCUACUGGGAGGAAAUUGUCCCUCUUGAAUGAGGUGAUGAAGAAUGAUGAAAAAUGCAAUGGGUGUGCACAAACCAUUUCUGCUCCAUUUUUUUAUUGUGCUGAAUGUAACUUCUUUCUCCAUGAGUGGUGUGCAGAGUUACCCAUUGAACUGCGACACCCUUGUCACCCAGAGCAUCCACUUCUCUUGACCCCAAAUUUCUAUCUAGAUGAAUGUAUAUGCUGCAGAUCAGAUAGCAAAACGUUUAUUUUCGGCUGUACUACCUGCGACUUCUUCAUCGAUUGUAAGUGUGCAUCCCUACCACGCAUUAUCAGACACAAAGCACACAAGCACACCCUCGCUAUAAGGCGAACAUGGUCUGCUAGAUGCGGUGGCUGCAAUGAUGUUUAUCAUCGAUUUGCAUUUGUAUGUGACCCUUGCAAUCUGAAUAUUUGUGUUGGGUGUGCUCUUUUGCCGGGUACGGUUAGUCACAGGUACGAUAAACACCCAUUCACCCUGACCUAUUCCCCUCCUCCUCUCAAAGACCCGAUCGUGGAUGAGGAGUACUAUUGUGAGAUUUGUGAGGGGGAAAUAAAUCCAAAAUUAUGGUUCUAUCAUUGUGUCAUUUGUGAUCAAUCUCUUCAUACACUCUGCAGCCGUCCUAUUGAUUGGAAUCCAAAUGUCAAGUAUGGGGUGACCAUUAAAUUCCAUCACCAUCAUCACCCACACCUUCUCAGAUGUGCCGAAAUCCCCGAGAAGAAUAGUGCUAUCCAAUCACCAUGCAGCCAAUGUGGCAAAUGUUUCCGAAACGAUUCGCAUAUGUACUACGAAUGUCCACUUUGUUCUUUUUUCCUCUACCGUUGUUCCUUCUCGAAAAAAUAAAAUUUGUAGAAACUGAAAUUUGAUG
Messenger RNA from Camellia sinensis, 1181 nucleotides. RefSeq lists its product as uncharacterized. Lineage: Eukaryota; Viridiplantae; Streptophyta; Magnoliopsida; Ericales; Theaceae. The record is from RefSeq and is a predicted model, not a curated record.